Molecule: messenger RNA, 1258 nt
Organism: Amyelois transitella
Lineage: Eukaryota; Metazoa; Arthropoda; Insecta; Lepidoptera; Pyralidae
Exons: 2
Coding region: 205-807 (200 amino acids)
Source: RefSeq, a predicted model, not a curated record
AGGGCGGGCAAGACGGUUAUGGUAGGCAAAAAGGGUAUUUCAUUUAUUUCUAUGCAAACGAAAGAACGAGACAAGACGAUCACGGGACGCGCUAGCGCGCUCGCGCCAUAGAUAAAACAGUACGCCGCGGGGAGCGGCACGCUUAAGACGAGUGCACUGGGAGCUGUACAUGUUUUCGCGCCAAAAAAAUACAAUAUUUGCAACAUGGUGUACAAUUAUAAAAGAAAAACUGAGAGAGCAUUCAACUCAACAUUCAAAACCUUCUUUGAAAUAGAGAUCAAUAAAUUUCAGAAGCAAUAUCCAGGCAGGGUUAUGGACCAAUAUGACGUAGCAAAACUUGUGAGCCAGGCUUACCUGAGAUCAGCUACACCACAAAAUGCUUUAAGUGGUUUUCGAGCAUCAGGAAUUCAACCGUUUGAUCGUUAUGCUAUUGGAGAAGAAUAUUUUGCACCAUCUGCUGUUUACAAUCGUGAAGUACAACCACAAGAACCUCAUCGCAAUGAUCACCAUCUUAACCUUCUUCAGGUAACUGAAAAUUUACCAGCGCAGAUUUUUGAUGAGGAACAUGAGCCACCUGCUCCACCGUGCUCUGAAAAUUUAAACCAGCUGAUGGAAAAUAUUCAACCUAAAAAUGCUGAAGUCAUUGAACAAGUAGAAGUAGAAACAUUUCCUUCUGCAUUAUCGCAGGUAGAUCGAGGAACAGCUAGGUACACCGCCGCCAACCAUAGAAUUCCUGAACACAAGAAAUAUUCUUCAAGAAAUUCAUCCAUUUCCACAAAAUACUCAAAGAAUAACAAAGAGACGUAGACAGCCACAAAAAUCUGAAAUUCUAACUAGUACUCCGGUAAAAACUCUACAGAAAGAUAAAUUUGAAAAAACACAGAUGACGAAAGUUAGCACGCCAAAACCAGACACUGGACAGAAAAAAAAGAAGGGAAAGGAAAAGAAAGAAUGGAAAGGAAAGAAGAAAACUGACCAUAUCAGCGAAAAUAUAGAUUUUUUUUUGCAUUAUAUGCAGAGAAAAAUACGAAAGUCCUCCUACAGAGGACUGGAUCCAGUGCUCACAAUGUCAAGAAUGGUCUCAUGAAUCAUGUUCUUCUUAUAGUGGACAUGGAUCGUACUUUUGUGACAUCUGUUUUGAUUAAUAGAUUAAAUUAUAUACCAUAUUCUUUUUGCCCGCUUAGGGUACCCGUUUUACCGACCCCCUAAGGGCAAAACGGGUUUUUAGAUUAUUUUUUUUAAACUGAUAUUACGUAAU